AUGGUAGCCAUGCUCACAAUCCGAUUUCGUGCUAAGGCUGAUGGGCUUGAGUCUAGUAUCGUAUGCGCCAAUCAUAGUAACUCACUGACGGAUGCGCUUCUACUUGUGACUGCCAUUCCAUUCAAGAGGCGGAAUCUUUUACGACUAACGGCCAAAUCGACUCAAUUUGGGAGGAAGACACUCACUAGCUGGCUCAUUGAAUCAGCAGGAACUGUACCUAUCAAACGUAGGAAGGAUUAUCCAGAUGGUCAGGCUGAUAAUACGAAUGUCAUGUUGAAACUAAUAGAGGCGCUGGAGUAUGGAGAUGCUGUAUGUUUAUUUCCAGAGGGGAUGAGCAGGUAUCACCCUACCAUAGCGCCUCUGAAGACUGGAGUCGCUCGACUUGUGUCGGAUGUCCUCUCUAGGAAUCGCCAUAAGCCCGACUUCGAGGUGGCCGUAUUGACGUGUUCCAUUACAUACAUGCAUCGGCAGCACUUCCGUUCUGACGUUCUUGUAACAUUCAAUGCGCCCAUGAAGUUUACUCCAAGGAAUAACCCAGAGCUCCUCUUACCGGUAGAAUACGACAACAUUCGCGCUUUGACUGUACAAAUGCAUCAACAAAUCAGCUCUGGGACGCUUGAUGCGCCAUCAUGGAAAUUGAUACGCAACGCAAAACUUGCCGCGCGGAUUUAUGCCCCUCUCGGCACGACAAUGAGCCUCGGCGAUUACGUUCGCGUCGUGCGAACAUUUUUGGAAGCUUUCAAACUUGCUGAGCAGCCGGUAUCAGAGAGCGGGAGUGAGGGGGAGUUGGCCAAUCGAGAAGGCGCAUUGCGAGAAGACACCAAAAUUCGCAGGCUGGGAAAUGAUCUCAAAGUAUAUCAAGACAUGCUGGCACGUUGGGGCAUCAAGGACGACCGAGUCCGCAAGCCGCUUCCUGCACACAUAAUUAUCUACCGGAUCUUCGUCCGGCUCGGGUGGGCUAUCUUCCUCUUCACCAUCUCGAUUCCCGGCCUCCUUCUCUGGCUUCCAGUCUUUAUCGCGACCUUCAUCGCCGUCUCGCGAUUUAAGCGCACUGGUCCUGUCUGGGACACCUGGGAUGAGAUCGCUCAGUACAAGCUUAUCUACGGACUCGUGUCGGGGGUGUGCGUGUGGGGCAUCUCUGUUCUACUCACGCUUCCCUUCGCGCCUAUCACAGCAUUGCUUGUCCCCGGCUUAAUGUGGAUGGCGUUACGCUGGAUGGAGGAUGCCAUCUCCGCGUUCCGAGCGUUCGCGGCGCUGAUGCGACUACUGCGCAUGGGACAAUCAUGCUUCGCACAACUGCACGCGAUGCGAAAAGGUCUGCAUGAGCGAGUAACGGAGUUCGCUGUCAACACGCUUGGUCUACCGCCUGAUCCCGAGCACUACUUUGCCGAAAGCGGGGGAAAGGAGAAAGGGAGAGUGAAAGGGAGGUGGGCAAGCAAGACGAAAUAUUUCUCUGUCCGCCGACGGAGGAAACGCGACUGGAACGAGACACUCAGAUUAUAUGACCAAGUUGAUUAUCCAGAGGACGAAUGA
This is a messenger RNA of Fibroporia radiculosa, 1533 nucleotides long. RefSeq lists its product as uncharacterized. Gene Ontology annotation, molecular function: glycerone-phosphate O-acyltransferase activity; glycerol-3-phosphate O-acyltransferase activity. The transcript is spliced from 8 exons. The record is from RefSeq and is a predicted model, not a curated record. Bases 1 to 1533 code for a protein of 510 amino acids. Gene Ontology annotation, cellular component: endoplasmic reticulum membrane. Gene Ontology annotation, biological process: phospholipid biosynthetic process. NCBI's taxonomy places the organism in Eukaryota, Fungi, Basidiomycota, Agaricomycetes, Polyporales, Fibroporiaceae.